AUGAUUGGUACACCAAUUGCUCCUAUCAACAGCUGGAAUAACGAUUACCAAACCAUCGGUUAUGGAAAUUACGGCUAUGGUAUUUAUACACAAGAUGUCGAAGUCUAUCGUAAUUCAUUCACCGGACAUAUCAAUAUCGAACGAGAAGUUGACUUUGUUCCACUAGGUAACAGGUAUUUCCAACCAUACACUGGUUUUCCUGCUGCUAUUCACCAACAUUAUAUCAAUUAA
Molecule: messenger RNA, 231 nt
Organism: Adineta ricciae
Lineage: Eukaryota; Metazoa; Rotifera; Eurotatoria; Adinetida; Adinetidae
Source: the annotation of a GenBank genome assembly